UCGCCAAUACUCACACGACUGCAACCAGACCUGUCGCGAUCGCAGGAACUACACGGCGCAUCAUAUCUCCACCGUCAUCCCAUCGCGCAACCCCUCACGCGCCAUCCUCCAAAAUGUCUCUAAACAGCUACUUGAACAGUAAGUCCCUCUCUCCCACCUCACACAUUCAUUCCCCCACCAUAGCUAAACAGUGCCAUUCUACAGCAACAAUGCGAUCAACCCUUUUGAAGAGAGACAUAUGAAACUAACCAAACCUCUCAUCCCCAAUAGAAAAAGUCUGCCUGAUCCUCGUCGACGGCCGCUGUAUGGUCGGCAACCUGAUUUCCUGCGAUGCAGUCACGAAUUUGGCGCUAGAGAAUUGUGUGGAGAGGAUUGUUCGGGGACAUGAGGAGGAGGAGGAUAGUGAAGAGGAGGAGAGGGGACUGUUUAUGGUGAGAGGGGAUAAUGUUGUGGUUUGUGGACUUGUCGAUGAGGAGUUGGAUGGGAAGAUUGAUUGGAGGAAGGUUAAGGGGAGUGAGAUUGGGAGUACGAAGCAUGUUUGAGGCGGUGAGAGUGGAGGAUGAGGGAAUGAUACCAUGGGUGUGAGGUUUGGGUCGGGUUGGAGAGGAUAUGCUUUCCGCAUCAUCGGCCUCCAGCGUGAAGAUUUGGUCGAGGGAGUCACAUCGGAUCAAGAGCUCGUGCGAAGAGAAUGCGUGAUUUUACGACGUCGAGCGUCUGCAUCGUUCAGCUGAGAAAGAGAUGUUAGAGGAAGGCACUGAUGGAGCGAGGUCGAUACCCCCACGCCGUAUACUCCUCCAACUAUAUACAGAUCCAAGAGCCGCGCAAAUCAGCGCAGCAAAAUUCAUAAAAUUUGCCUGAGCUGCCAAAGCUCAGCCGCCCAUAAUUCAUCAAACGAACAGUACAGCCCUGCCAUCCCUAAAUGCUCUUCUGAGAUGUCCGAGACUAUCCACUUCUGAACGAGAGCUUCCCAGAAAGACUCGAUUUUGCAAGCGAUAGUACUCCGACGCCUUUAUUACUCAACGAUCGCAUAAAAGUUGCCGAAUCGACAAGCGUAGACCGCGCUGAAGUGACAUGGCGGUGCGCACGAGUUUUUCAAAGCUCAUGCCUUCAAAUUGCUCCUUGGUCAGAGCGACUUCGCGGGAAAAAUGUUGUGCCAUGGUGCUGGCGAGGCUGUGUGGAUUCGGCGGGCCAUUGGGAGUGAAUCCAGCCGCUUGUGCAUAGGUGCGUUUCACACCGACAUGCGCUCCUCCGUCAUGGGGAAUGGAUCCAGUCACUCCUCCGUCGGUGCUGUAUGCAUUGCUCGUUUGGAUAUUCCCGUUGUUCGCUCCACUCGGCAUCCCGUUCGCUAUGUUUCCAUUCGCUCCUCCAUUGGUCCCAUUACCAUUGCGCACUUGAGUGUUUGCAUUGUUCGCUGCGCGAAUAGCUUGCAUGUGAUCGACUCUGAUGUGCAUAGCCAACGUUCGAGCCACGUCUCGGACCUUCUUGAGAGCAGUCUGGAUUUGGGGCAAGUCCAUCCGAUGAAUCUCAUCGUCCGUCAGUGCAGCUUCGAGACCGAUUCCGUUAUUCGUGAGCUGUGCCUGUUCUCUCUGCUUCUGAGCUCUGACUUCCUGUAUGCCCUGUCCCAGCGCCAUAAAACAAGCCAUCAUGCGUUGGAACUCGGGGGACUCGUGCUGAGUCUCUCCGCGAUUAUGUGCUUCUUCUAAAUUAUGCGAUGCCUUUAGCAAGAAGGGCUCCUCGCGCCCGACUUCCGUACAUGCCCUUAUGAUAUCAGCUCGCGCUAACAUGAGUUUGGGAGCGUUCGGAUUAUGAUUGAUCAUCGCGUGUAGCUCGCGGACCAUGUCGUAGUCUUGGGUAACAAAAUUCCUUUGCAUGGCAUGGAUGUAGGUCGUAACUGAAGCUGGGUCAAGGUGGGCAGUCUGUGCGCGUUCGGCGCGGUCGAAGAAGGACAGACCAUCUCGAGACAGCAGAUCGACU
Messenger RNA from Pseudocercospora fijiensis CIRAD86, 1974 nucleotides. RefSeq lists its product as uncharacterized. Lineage: Eukaryota; Fungi; Ascomycota; Dothideomycetes; Mycosphaerellales; Mycosphaerellaceae. Bases 1146 to 1703 code for a protein of 185 amino acids. The transcript has a single exon. The record is from RefSeq and is a predicted model, not a curated record.